Xiphophorus couchianus (Monterrey platyfish) is the source of this 1691-nucleotide messenger RNA. RefSeq lists its product as uncharacterized. The record is from RefSeq and is a predicted model, not a curated record. The transcript is spliced from 4 exons. Gene Ontology annotation, cellular component: membrane. Bases 94 to 1026 code for a protein of 310 amino acids. Gene Ontology annotation, biological process: regulation of cell differentiation. NCBI's taxonomy places the organism in Eukaryota, Metazoa, Chordata, Actinopteri, Cyprinodontiformes, Poeciliidae.
AUUUACAUCAGAGGAGAUGUCACAUCAGUUGUCACAUUUUUAAUAUUUGUAUCUUAAAAUAACAGGAUUUGGAGGAAAUAACUAAAAUUUAGGAUGUGCAAAAGUCAGAAAGUCUUACCUGAAAAACAUGUAGGAACCUUGAAAACUGUUCUUUGGGCAUCUUUGUUCAAGCAAUUACUCAAAAUGCCCUGUGUAUUUUCAUCUUUUUUUCCUGAAGGUGGAUUCAUUUUCAAACAGUGGAAGAAACGUUUUUUGCGUCUGACUGCUGAAGGCAGUCUCUUCGUAUGCCAUGAUGCUCUGUCUCCACCUCACCAGAUUGUACUGCUGCAAAGUCACUGUGAGACAAUUGUUGAAGGCAAGGAGAUCCUGGACCUGCCAAAGUUACCUUCCGGCGCGUCCAGGGACAGCUGCUUCGCUCUGAUCCUCACCCAGAAUAAGUACCUGCUGCUGCUGACUGACACCCCCACAGACUGCAGUCAGUGGCUAAACGUGCUGAAGAAAGUCAAAAUGAGUCUGUCGUCGCCCCUCAGCCCUUGUAAGCGCCAUCAGGUUGUUCCCCCACGCAUUACUCUUCAAGACCUUGUCCCUGAGCAAAUUCUGGACAAAGAUCCGCCAACUCCACCUGUAAGUGACACAGAGGCACCCUCUCCAGGACCAACAAGCAACACUUCUCCAAGGGAGAAUUGCAGAAAUUCCCCUCAGACAAAGAAUUACAGACGGGAUGCACAGGCGGUGGGAUGCCUGCGUCACGGCACUCUCAAUAAUGCGCAAGCGAUGAAGGCUGUUUAUAUGCUGAUGGGAGGGGCUGCUGCCUCCUCUGCCUUGGGUUACCUCGGAGCAUGCUCAUCCACUAAUCUGGACGUCAAAGCCGACCUGGCUGCCAACACGGACUUCACCGGUACAGGACCUGUGGGGGCGUACGACCUCGGUAGCUCCUCACUCAACUCCCCCCAUUUCAACAGCUUUGACUUUGAGGUGGGGGACUCUGAUUUUGAUGCUUUUGAUUGUGGUGGGUUUACUUUUUAAGAAGCCAAGCCCUAGAUGAAAAUAGAUGGGCUCCGUUUUUGUUUUAUGUCACAGUGAAAAAUCCAAAUGGAGUCUUGGAGUUCAGCCCGCUGUUUGCUGAAAGCUGGUUUGGUAUUCUAGUGCUGCACAUUUGCCGGAUUUAACGGGCAGAGAAGACAAAUGUGAGCACAAAAGUUACAAAGUGGUGAAAGGAUGAACAGAUCUGAGUGAUUAAUCUGAAGUCGAUCGCAAUGAAGAACUCACUCUCACUGCCAUGUUGUAUUAUUCUUUAAAAAACAGAUACCAGGCCAGAAAACUAUAUUGUUGUGCAUUUUUUAUGUGUGUCAGGCUGUUUAUGUUGUGAAUAUUAUCAUUCUGUUUCGUCUACAACAGUGAUAGUACAUUUUAAUAAAAGUGAGUAAUCUGUCUCUUUUACACUGGUGAUGCGGUGUAUUACAUGAAGUUUAAGGAGCGUUAUUGUAUAACCCUCACUGGAUUAAAAUUGAUUUAGUAACCUCAGACACCAGAGAAACCACAGAGCUCAUUUAAAACUUUUUGUUUCCUCACAGUUAAAUUGCUUCACUACAGUCAUCCACUUGUUGUCAUCCUGUGGGUCUACUGUUUGUUCCAUGAAAAAACUUGAUGUGAACUAAUUUAUUUAAGAAUAAAGCUGGUUUUGGAACUUU